GGGGGGAAAAAAAGAAAAAACUGAAUCAUCCGAGAUUGAAAAAGCCCAGUAAGUAGGCAAGGUCUCGGCGCGGCGCCCCGCCCUUCGCGGAGCCCACGCUGUGAAUGGAGGCUGAGCAGCCAGGGGGAGUGAGACGUGCGGCGAAAGACGGGCAGGACGCGAGAGAAAACCAUCGUGCGAUCCCCCCCCACCUCACCCCAUCCCACCCUCCCUUCAUGUCAACGCAACUGGGCUGCGCAGCACACGCCGGCAAGGGGGGAGAAAACCUUUAGGCAUGGAGCGGAACUGGCCGUCUCUCGGCAGAAAACGCAGGAGCGGCAGCAACUUUGCGACUGACGCGCUGUCUUCACGCAGCCACUUCGGGCGUUUGUUGUGUCCUUAGGAGGAGGACGCGGAACGGCGGCGCAAGAAAAACUAAAACAUCUCAUACUUUACGAGAAAGCAGGAGUGGAGCGAAAGGUAUGAGCACAGGACAGUAUAAGAAAUAAAUACAACCCUGCUCUGUCUAUAUCGCUUGGGGUAAUGAGAAAACCGGACAAUUCUUGCAAGCCAGUCGUUUUAGCUGGCUUCGGUGUUGCUGUGCUGCAGAAAUGAUGAAAGGUUGUUUCUCACUUCUCCAGAAGAGGAUUUUCCAAAACCAGGAGGCGUCUGAAUGAAAUAAACAUUUUCAAUCGCCAGCGUAAUUCGCUUUCCAAGAGUGGUCAUCAGAUCCGCGCCGCAUGUGGGAAAAGUAUGGGAUGCAUCGCUGUUCGCAGCCUGAGGACGGACGAGUCAGUGAGAGGAUGGUGUCUGAUCGUUAAGGCUGAAGUUUAAGUAAGUUUAUGGGAGGAAAAUGGGUUCAGAAGAUAAAGCGACGCAUCUGCUCGUUGACUGAGUCUGAAGAAGGACAUGACUAGAGUACGUUUCGUGAAUCAAAUCUGGAGAAUGGAGUUUUUUGGAUAUAGAAACAGUCCGACUAACCAGUGCAUAAGAGCAGCCAAAUAGAGACCUUUAUUACCUUCGGUCUGAACGCGGAAUUUAUGUUUACUUACGUGGGACUUUCCUGGCAUGCAAAGACUAAUCUACCUUUAAACCUUUUUGCGCAAUUCUGUAAAAACUUUUGAUAUAUGUUUUCAUUGCCGAUUAUACGAAUGAGGAAUCUGUAAACGGUACAUUUACAACUGAGGAUUUGAAUCGUUUUCUUAGAUGUGGGAAAAACUAGGAUUCCAAAUGUAUGUACUGGAAUUUAGACCACGAAAGCCUUAUUAUCAUCUAAAAAGCAAACGCAUUUAAACUGGUGAAAACUGCAUUAAAUCGACUGGGGGGGAAAGAAGCUCGAAAAGGCACCCGAUCGGUGUUGGCCCUAUGGACAAGAACAUUUCAGCUUACCAAAUGGAGUUGUCACUUUUUGCUGUUGCCCUCAUAUCUUGGGUCUCGGUGUGGGCGGACGAUAGCAAGGUGAUUUCCGACAGAUAUGCAGUCUACUGGAACAGCUCAAAUCCCAGGUUUCUGCAUGGGGAGUACACCGUGGAGGUGAGCAUCAACGACUACCUGGACAUCUACUGCCCGCACUACGAGGACCCCCUGUCGCAGGAGCGCAUGGAGCGCUACAUCCUCUUCAUGGUCAACUACGACGGCUACACCAGCUGCGACCACCACAUGAAGGGCUUCAAGCGCUGGGAGUGCAACCGGCCCCAGAGUCCCAACGGGCCGCUGAAGUUCUCAGAGAAGUUCCAACUCUUCACCCCCUUCUCGCUGGGCUUCGAGUUCCGCCCGGGGCACGAGUACUACUACAUCUCAUCUCCUCACCCCAACCUUGCCGGAAAGCCCUGCUUGAAGUUGAAAGUGUACGUCAAGCCGACAAAUGACUCGGUGUACGAGUCUCCGGAGCCCUUCCUGACAGACGACAGCACGGGUGGCUCUUCUGCCGCCGCCCCCUGCCUCUCGCUCAUGUUGGCCAUGCUGCUGAUGCUGCUCGUCUACUCAUAGCAGCGUUACCCCACCCUGCACCCUCCUCCCACCACCCCCAUCACCAGCUCCGCACCUGCCUCCCAGCCCCCACCUCUAGGGGGCGCCCCUCCGGACUCCCCCAGCUCCUCAGGAGCCAUCUGGACAGCGCAAACCCGCAUUGGCCUAACUCACAGCACCUCCCCCACCCCCCCCCCGCUGCUGUCACCGCUGCUCAGUGCCGCAGGACAGCUGAUGCCCCCGUCAGCUCUGGAUGUCCAUGCAGCAGCCAGCAGGACGGAAUGAUGGCGCAGAGCUACGAGGGACUGAGCCCCUGCGGUGACCACGCCCAGCAUCCCCGCUCUUGUCAUCUUGAUGGAUAACUGUGCAAUUCAGCUAGAAAUACAAGUCAUUUCAGUUUAAGGGUUUUUCAGUUUUCUGCUGUUCCCCUUGCGUCUCGAUGGUCAGCUCACACCAUCAGUACUUACUUUUCUUCCCCAAGAGUCCCGUAAAAGAGCAUCUUUUGUUCUUCUCAUGUUUUUUAGCCCAGGUGGUGAUGUUUUAAUUAGCGUAGGGUUGUGUCCACCUGUAGUGUAGUUUUGUUGCCGUGGAUAAGAUCUCGAUCUUUCACGUGUGAUCCCAGCUGAGCCUGGGCAGGUGGAGCCCUUAUCCCUCCUACCUACUCACUGAAAUGUCUCCAUAAAAUUAGAACAUUCACCCUCCAGUACAGGCUUUUUGUGUAAAUCUGCCAAAGACGCCCAAUUAGAUUUCCUUUUUUUUUUUUAAACUCGAGGUAGGGGGUGGGGGUAAUUUGCCCCGUUCAGCCAGAGAGCAUUGUGGACGUUCAGAAUCACAGCACAGCGCUCGCAGAAAAAGGACAAUGUUUUUUUAAUGAUCUUUUUUUCAUAUAUUAAAAAAAAAGAAUGUUUAGUUAAAAAUGAUUCGACAAAUUGCCUUUUUCACUGGUGCUGAAUCAGAUAUUAAUCUAUUUGUCACGAGCUGCAGUGCCAGGUGGAAGGGGGACAUCCUGUGGUGAUGAAGUGUUUUGUGAAUUAUAGGUCUUGCUGUUCUUUCUCUCGUUCCCCUUCGCUCGCGCUCUCUCUCUUCUUCUUCGCUCUCUCUUUUCCUCUCUCUCGCUCUGAAUGUGGAAUUUUUGCCUUCACACGCAGCCCCUGCUUCGCGUUCCCCACCCGCAAGCUGGCAUGGCAGUCCCGGGCGAGAGGUCCGGCGCUGUGUUUGGCGCUGGGUGAUCAGAGUCACUCGGCGACAGCCGGAAGCCCAUGAGCUGCUGGUAAUUGUGCAGGACUGAGGGACCCAGCCCUCUCUCUGGGAACGUAAGGCAAGCAAACAAAAAUGCUUUUCAUUUUUUUUUGUUUUGAAUAUCUGUAGCACUUCGGCUAAACAAAUGGACACCUGUUUUGCGAAUUUAUAUGUGACUGAGGCAAAGUGGACUCUGACCAAACAUUCUUCUGUAACAUAGAUCAGUGGAAUGAUUACAGCAACGCCGAUAUAAUGAAAGAAAAACAUGCAAACAAAAAUGUAAUGAAAAGUUACCUAAAUACAAUUUUUGUACUUUGCUUUAUUCUGUUAUUUUUUACUUUUUACUUUUCAAAAAAAAACAGGAGAAAUUAUUCAUAAUUAUUCAUAUGUGAUAUGAAAAUAUAAUGUAGACCUUUGAAUGAUUAGAGUGAUGAUGGAUCCAGUCUCCGCAGUCUCUGAAGUUUAGAGAAAUCAACUGUUUUGCUAUUGUCGUUGUUAUCCUGCUUGUGUCACAAUGCAUUCUGGUACUUGUAGUCCUGUAAUAAUUCAUUUUAAGUUGUUCAUGUUGGGGGGGGGGGUAAAAACUUGUUUUGAUUUCCUAUAAAAUGUCUUUGUUUUGGCAAAGGAAAGCAACGGGGGGAAAAAUGAAAAACACAAAUAAAGCUUUUUGUCUAUAGCAGUAAAAACUGUUUUGCACCAUGUGCCUAGGGCAUCUGUUCCUAGAAAAUGCAAAAUGAUUAUACUAUGUCAGAAUGUUAAAAACAGCUGUCGCAAACAAUCAUAAAAAUAUGUGUCUUCAUUUUUCUUAUGUAUUUAAAUGGGUCAAAUUACAAGGUUAUGUUGUCAGAUCAUAUGAUGUAUGGACACAUGUGGCAGUUUGAUUUAAAUGAAAUCUGUUGUGAGUAUAUAUAUUUUAAGAAAAUGAUGGUUUAAGCACGCCAUCAUAAUACUGUUAAAGACUUUAGCUUUAAUUGUAGGGGCCUAUGCCAGAAUCAACAACUUGAGCAACACAGUGGGUAAGUUUAAAUAUGAAUUAAAUAGCAAAUGUUACCAGCUGGAUCUCAUGAAAAAAAAAAUCUGAGAAUCAGUUUCUGUACUUAUGGACCUGUGCAGAUAGAUCCUUCUAGGCUUGAAAAAGUAGCUGCUACAGAUUUUUUAAUGUCAGCUUCGGAAUCACAGAGAUAUCAUCUGAUUUACUUCAUGUCAUUCCGUCACUGGAGUGAGGAGUGUGUGUUUGUUCGUGUGCAUGUGUGUGUGUGUGUGUGUCAAACUCUUUACCGUGCAGGGGAUAUCUGCAGAAACUCGCAGAAGCGAUUUCAAAGGAUCGAUAUUUCACUGCCAUGGAAGCUGGGGCAGGUUUUUCAGAUAAGAGUCCAAGCUGGGAGAUUAAUGACAAAAAUAGAAAAAAAAAAAACAGAAAAUAAAUAAAAUAUAGAAGCAGAUGCAAUGAAAUACCACUUCACGGUCUGGCUCAUGUGUCAGCUUAGCUAAGCAUAAGCCUUAAGAGAGAGGGAGACUCACGUCUAAAGAGAGACGAGAGAGAUGUUUGCCGUGUAAAAGGAAUCGAGAUCAGGAAAUGAGGUUUGAUGGCUCCGAGUUCUGUAAGGAUCCACCUGUGGGGACAACCACUACCUUCGGAGGCUGGAAAGUGGGAGGUGGGAUAAUUGGCCGUAGAGAAGGACAUGUUUUCAUGGCGGUGUUUUCUCCUUAAUUCCCUGAUGGAGGCGGCCCCCGCUGUUUGUGUCCAGAUAAACCCCCAUGGUCCUUUGCAACUGCUAAUGGGUUAGCUGAUGACUGGCAGCAAGGAGUACCAUUACGGUCCUCCAGCACAGCCGCUGCAGGAAUAACAUACACAAACGUCUUAUCAAAUAUUCCCUAAAAUCUCUGCAGAAAAAUUCGUACUGACUUUCUCAAAAAACAAAAAAAAAAAAACUGAAAAAGUUUUCUCUUUUUUUAACCUUUUUCUUUUUUGUAUUUGUGAAAUUUUUCGUUUUCUGUUCCGGUAGAAUAUCAACCUGCAAGAAUUUGCAGCAAAAAUGCAUAAUGCGAAAAGGGGGGAAAAAAUAGCCAAACAGCAAAUAUUUAUUUCAUGGUGUGCUAAUGUUCUUUUUUGUCCUAUGUUUCUGUCAAACAUUUUAGUUUGAAAAGGGUAUGAAGGGUAUUUUUUACUUUAAUGAAUCAGGAUGAUUAAUCAUCCAUAUCGACCCCUAGAAUUGUUGCUUACUCUGAAUAUGUUUUCAAUUUGAAAUUUGUGACCCAUCAUAAUAAUAAAGGUAUACCUCAGCCACCACGAAACCAUUGUAUAAUCA
Paramormyrops kingsleyae is the source of this 5495-nucleotide messenger RNA. RefSeq names its product ephrin-A2b (gene efna2b). Gene Ontology annotation, biological process: axon guidance; ephrin receptor signaling pathway; osteoclast differentiation. The record is from RefSeq and is a predicted model, not a curated record. Gene Ontology annotation, molecular function: ephrin receptor binding. Lineage: Eukaryota; Metazoa; Chordata; Actinopteri; Osteoglossiformes; Mormyridae. Gene Ontology annotation, cellular component: plasma membrane.